Hordeum vulgare subsp. vulgare (domesticated barley) is the source of this 711-nucleotide messenger RNA. Its product is annotated as sm-like protein LSM2. Gene Ontology annotation, biological process: mRNA splicing, via spliceosome. The coding region runs from base 216 to 497 and encodes 93 amino acids. Gene Ontology annotation, cellular component: precatalytic spliceosome; Lsm1-7-Pat1 complex; catalytic step 2 spliceosome. The transcript has 3 exons. NCBI's taxonomy places the organism in Eukaryota, Viridiplantae, Streptophyta, Magnoliopsida, Poales, Poaceae. The record is from RefSeq and is a predicted model, not a curated record. Gene Ontology annotation, molecular function: RNA binding.
GAAAGAGCAGGGUUGGGCCUUGUCCGCCCAAUCAGCCCGCCACGCUAGCCUAGGUUUCUCGUCGUCCGUCUCCCAGAAACCAGAGCCCCUCCCACUCAAUCUCCCUCCCCAUCCGGCGGCGGCGCCCCAACCACGUCAACCACCGCCUGGCUCUGCCGACCAGCGUGCCCCCUCCCCACCUCCGCUGAAUCGGCGGCGAGCUUUCUGAAGCCAAUAUGCUGUUCUUCUCUUACUUCAAGGAGCUCGUCGGGAAGGAGGUUACAGUCGAGCUCAAGAACGACCUGGCCAUCCGCGGCACGCUACACUCCGUGGAUCAGUACCUCAACAUCAAGCUCGAGAACACUCGGGUCGUCGACCAGGACAAGUAUCCCCACAUGCUAUCAGUGCGGAACUGCUUCAUCCGGGGAUCUGUGGUGCGCUAUGUGUUGCUUCCUCAGGACGGGGUUGACAUCGACAUCCUCCAUGAUGCCACCAGGAGGGAGGCCCGGGGCGGCUGAUUGAUAGUAGUUUAUUCUCUUUCUCGGCCGUGAGAUAAUUCUAAUCUGAUUUGUGGAACUGGAACAUGUAUGGACUGACAUGGGCGCUUGCAGUGCAAACUAUCCAAGGUUACAUAUGUCAUGUGUUAUUAGCAAAAGAGCAACAACCAAACAUAGACAUGCUAUACUGGUGUUGCUGUGAAUUUCGAUUGACGUCAAUCACGUCAUUGGAUCA